Molecule: messenger RNA, 1763 nt
Organism: Lepidothrix coronata (blue-crowned manakin)
Lineage: Eukaryota; Metazoa; Chordata; Aves; Passeriformes; Pipridae
Gene: FZD4
Product: frizzled class receptor 4
Exons: 2
Coding region: 117-1577 (486 amino acids)
Biological process (GO): non-canonical Wnt signaling pathway; retina vasculature morphogenesis in camera-type eye; canonical Wnt signaling pathway
Cellular component (GO): plasma membrane
Molecular function (GO): Wnt receptor activity; Wnt-protein binding
Source: RefSeq, a predicted model, not a curated record
GCGGGGGGCCGGCCGGCCGCGCCCGGCUGCUGGCCGUGCUGCUGGCAGGGCUGCUCGGCGGGGCGCGGGGCUUCGGCGACGAGGAGGAGCGGCGCUGCGACGCCAUCCGCAUCGCCAUGUGCCAGAACCUGGGAUACAAUGUCACCAAGAUGCCCAACCUGGUGGGGCACGAGCUGCAGGCGGACGCGGAGCUGCAGCUCACCACCUUCACCCCCCUCAUCCAGUACGGCUGCUCCAGCCAGCUCCAGUUCUUCCUGUGUUCAGUCUACGUCCCAAUGUGCACAGAGAAGAUUAACAUCCCCAUAGGUCCCUGUGGUGGCAUGUGCCUCUCUGUCAAAAGAAGAUGUGAACCCGUUUUAAAAGAAUUUGGAUUUGCCUGGCCAGACAGCCUAAACUGCAGCAAAUUCCCACCCCAGAAUGAUCACAACCACAUGUGCAUGGAGGGCCCAGGAGAUGAAGAGGUUCCCCUUCACAGCAAGACCUCCUUGCAGCCUGGAGAAGAGUGCCACAGCAUGGGGUCUAACUCAGAUCAGUACAUUUGGGUGAAGAGAAGCUUGAACUGUGUCCUGAAAUGUGGCUACGAUGCUGGUCUCUACAGCAGGUCAGCUAAAGAAUUCACAGAUAUCUGGAUGGCUGUGUGGGCCAGUCUUUGCUUCAUCUCAACUGCCUUCACGGUCCUGACCUUCCUGAUUGAUUCAUCCAGAUUUUCCUACCCGGAGCGCCCAAUCAUAUUUUUGAGCAUGUGCUACAAUAUUUAUAGCAUUGCUUAUAUUGUGAGGCUAACUGUGGGCCGGGAAAGGAUAUCCUGUGAUUUUGAAGAGGCAGCAGAACCUGUUCUUAUCCAAGAAGGUCUUAAGAACACAGGAUGUGCUAUAAUUUUCUUGCUGAUGUACUUUUUCGGGAUGGCUAGCUCCAUCUGGUGGGUUAUUCUGACACUGACGUGGUUUCUGGCUGCAGGACUCAAGUGGGGCCACGAAGCUAUUGAAAUGCACAGCUCGUAUUUCCACAUUGCAGCCUGGGCUAUCCCGGCGGUGAAGACCAUCGUCAUUUUAAUUAUGAGACUAGUAGAUGCAGAUGAGCUCACCGGCCUUUGCUAUGUUGGGAACCAGAACCUGGACGCGCUGACAGGCUUUGUCGUCGCUCCGCUUUUUACCUACCUGGUCAUUGGGACUUUAUUCAUUGCAGCGGGACUCGUGGCCUUAUUUAAAAUCAGGUCUAAUCUCCAGAAAGAUGGAACUAAAACUGACAAACUGGAAAGACUAAUGGUCAAAAUUGGUGUCUUUUCAGUGCUGUACACCGUCCCAGCAACAUGUGUCAUCGCCUGUUAUUUCUAUGAAAUCUCCAACUGGGCCAUUUUCCGCUAUUCAGCAGAUGAUUCCAAUAUGGCAGUGGAGAUGCUCAAAAUUUUCAUGUCCCUUCUGGUGGGUAUUACAUCAGGUAUGUGGAUCUGGUCAGCCAAAACUCUGCACACGUGGCAGAAGUGCUCGAACAGACUGGUGAACUCAGGGAAAGUGAAACGGGAGAAGAGAGGAGAUGGUUGGGUGAAACCCGGAAAAGGGAACGAGACUGUGGUCUGAGAAAAGACGACACCCCAAUGGUCUGACUUCUCUCCUGUGAAGGACUGAUGGUGUGUAAGCAUUGCCAUGUAAAUUUUGGGAAUAGAAUAGGGAGACGGUUACACAACCUUUCUCUGGGGGAUUAAAAAAAAAAAAAAAAAGCCUUAAAGAAUAAACAGCAAAAAGAUCACGCUGCAGAUACAAUAG